AUGUCGAAGACCUUCUCCGCCGCCGACGUGGCCUCGCACAACUCUGCCAAGGACCUGUACAUCAUCGUUGACGAGGAUGUCUACGACCUCACAAAGUUCCAGGACGAGCACCCCGGAGGAAAGAAGAUCCUGACUCGUGUUGCCGGCAAGGACGCCAGCAAGCAGUUCUGGAAGUACCACAACGAGAGCAUUCUCAAGAAAUACAAGAAGAACUUGCUGGUCGGUUCGCUUGAUACCAAGGCCAAGGAGGCGCCCAAGGAGGAGUCCAAGCCGGCGCCCAAGGCCAAGGAGGCCGCCGUUCCUCAGGCUGAGUCCGGUACCGCCUCAGUCGCUCCCACUGAUGCCGCUCCCGAGGAGUUCGAGGCUCUCGAGCAAUUCGGUGACCUCAUUCCUUACGGUGACCCGAACUGGUACCAAACCUACCACUCGCCUUACUACAACCAGACUCACGCCGACCUCCGCGCCGAGGUCCGAGAGUGGGUUGAGGAGGAGAUCAUGCCUAACGUCACUGAGUGGGACGAGGCCAAGAUGGUGCCCCAGUCGAUCUACAAGAAGAUGGGUGAGCGUGGUUACCUCGCUGGUCUGCUCGGUGUCAAGUACCCCAAGCACCUCGUCAACAACCCCAUCAAGUGCGUCCCGGUCGAGAAGUGGGAUUCAUUCCACGAGUUGAUCAUGACCGAUGAGCUGUCUCGCAGCGGAUCCGGUGGUUUCGUCUGGAACAUCAUCGGUGGUUUCGGUAUCGGUGGGCCCCCACUCAUGAAGCACGGCAAGCCCGAGCUCAUCAAGCGCAUUGCCCCUGGCAUCAUCAACGGUGACAAGCGCAUUUGCUUGGCCAUCACCGAGCCCGAUGCCGGUUCCGACGUCGCCAACUUGACUUGCGAGGCCAAGCUGACCGAGGACGGCAAGCACUACAUUGUCAAUGGUGAGAAGAAGUGGAUCACCAACGGUAUCUGGUGUGACUACUUCACCACCGCUGUCCGCACUGGUGGCGAGGGCAUGAACGGUAUCUCCGUUCUCCUCAUCGAGCGCGCCCACGGUGGUGUCAGCACCCGCCGCAUGGACUGCCAGGGUGUGUGGUCAUCCGGUACCACCUACGUCACCUUCGAGGACGUCAAGGUCCCCGUCGAGAACUUGAUCGGCAAGGAGAACCAGGGUUUCAAGGUCAUCAUGACCAACUUCAACCACGAGCGUAUCGGUAUCGUCAUCCAGUCCCUGCGUUUCGCCCGUGUCUGCUACGAGGAGUCCGUCAAGUACGCUAGCAAGCGCAAGACCUUCGGCACCAAGCUCAUCAACCACCCCGUCAUCCGCAUGAAGCUCGCCGUCAUGGCCGGCCGCAUCGAGCAAGGCUGGGCCUGGUUGGAGAACAUGAUCUUCCAGGCCGAGCGCAUGGGAGAGACCGAGGCCAUGUUGAAGCUCGGCGGUGCCAUCGCCGGCCUCAAGGCCCAGUCCACCCUCACCUUCGAGUUCUGUGCCCGUGAGGCCGCCCAGAUCUUCGGUGGUCUGUCCUACUCUCGCGGUGGCCAGGGUGCCAAGGUCGAGCGCCUGUACCGUGACGUCCGCGCCUACGCCAUCCCCGGUGGUUCCGAGGAGAUCAUGCUCGACCUGAGCAUGCGACAGGCCAUGAAGGUCCACCAGGUUCUCGGCAUGAAGCUGUAG
Dissoconium aciculare CBS 342.82 is the source of this 1656-nucleotide messenger RNA. RefSeq names its product acyl-CoA dehydrogenase NM domain-like protein. The coding region runs from base 1 to 1656 and encodes 551 amino acids. The transcript has 2 exons. The record is from RefSeq and is a predicted model, not a curated record. Gene Ontology annotation, molecular function: flavin adenine dinucleotide binding; oxidoreductase activity, acting on the CH-CH group of donors. Lineage: Eukaryota; Fungi; Ascomycota; Dothideomycetes; Mycosphaerellales; Dissoconiaceae.